AUGGAGACAUUCGACCGCCUAUGCACAAGCUUCAAGGAUACCCUGCUGAGCAGAGGAGCGACCUACAGCCAAGCAGAGUCACUGGUGACCAAGUGGAUACGGCCUGCAGCACGACACAGCUAUUAUAAGCAGACACCAUGUGCAUCCAAAAUGGUUGUCCGGCAAUAUAGAUACCAGCCGGCCCAGAGAUGGAAAAUGGUGGCAGGCAUGUCGGGCUCACUCUUCCGCCUGCAGAUUAAAACACCCGGGAUUACAAAGCAAAUUACGCAAACCAGUACCUCACCUGUCCAACACCUCGGCAUCCAGCGCAGCAAGAACCGACUCUACACAAAAAAACGAUGCCACACAAAAGACUGCGCGGCAACAUACUCCACAAGGUAA
Molecule: messenger RNA, 381 nt
Organism: Pelobates cultripes (western spadefoot toad)
Lineage: Eukaryota; Metazoa; Chordata; Amphibia; Anura; Pelobatidae
Source: the annotation of a GenBank genome assembly